AUGACCGACCAUCCUCUCGACCAAUUGAACCUCCAUGUCCCUGGCAGCGAAAGUGCCAACAGCACCGUGUGCAUCAAGAUGCGAGUCAAGUUCCGCCGGCUCCGGCGCUUCUUCAAAUCCAAGUCGAAGUCCAAGGAGGUCAAGCCUAUUCCCUCGAACCAGUCGCAGCACUCUCGACUCUCAUUCCAACAACCGACACGACCUUACUCUAUAAUCUCCAAAGCCAACAGCUUUCCUUCAGGCAACAGCCAGUCUACUUAUACCACCGACAACCAGCUUACUUCUCCUACAAGCGACAACCAGUCUACCCCUUCCACUACCGUGCAGGAGAAUGUACUCUCAGCACCCUUUUACAUAUCGCGUACUCUCGAGGACAUCUUUGACGAGGAUGUCCCCAGGCCCACCAUGAAGACUGAGUUGCCUCAACUUCAGCAACGCAUCGAGAUGACGCAGCAAUUGGUCUACUGCAACGCCUUACUCUUAAGGGAUACAUUGUCUCCACAGAAAUCUGCUACAGGAGAAGCUGCAGAGAACGGUGCUACCUUCAUUCUUCAGGAACCAGCUCUCGACAAGACCGAACUCGACUGGCUCAAGAUGACGAAGAAGGACCCAAUGGAAGCAGAUUCCUUGCGUUGGCUGGCCACAUGUGUGGUUGAGCAAUUUGUGGCCGAUGCCAACAAGGACUCCAGCAAGAUUUCCGAGAUUGUCGCUUUGGGACCCGUCUUGCAGAAGGAGCCUUACCGCAACCUGCUUUCGACCUUCAUCAAGGAGUUUGAUGAUGGUCGCAUCCUGGACGUGGAUAUGCUGCAAGGUCUUGUCCAGCUGGUUCAGUCUGCCUCUCCUGGGUACCUGGAGCCGGAUGACUUAGUCAAUAUCCUCAAAAUCGUCAGGGUCCGCCUACAAGGCACUCACCAGCAAUCCACCGAGCACUCUUAUCACCUCACUCUGGCUGUCUCCAGGGUCCUCGAUGUUAUGGCGGAGCACAAAGUGCAGGAUCUGGAUCGUGUUCUUGAGCACGAACCAUUGUCGGAUGUCCUGUCUGGAUUGAAAGGUAGCUCGGAUCUCUAUCAGCUUUACCAGGCCUGUUAUGCCUUCCAGGCUCUCCAGUAUGUACCUAACGACGAGACCGCUCUUGGAGCUGUGUUCAGACAUACAAUUGGUGUGGCGGAUGGAUUGACCAAGGUCUCGGCCGUGAUGAAGUUGGAUUUGACAUCUGCACUGGAGGGUCUUGUCAAACUACAGGAGGUGCUAGGCGAGACGGCUGAGGUUGCUGGGUCUGUGUAUGAAGGUUUUUGUUUGCUGAUGAAGGGUGGUCGAGGAGUUUUUGACAGCCUGAAGGAAGCAUUUGGAUCUGGCCGAAGGCAUCCAUGGUAUCCUGCCGUCAAGGUUGCCUAUGCUUUUGCCCAAGCUGGCCAACUAAAGGAUCUGAAGGUGUUGAUCGUUGAGUCUCCUUGCCGCCAAGACCCUUUGUUUCAGUGGGGGAUCUGCCAGCUGUUGGGCGAGAUUGCUGCUGAUCCUGCGUGGGCUGUCUCUGCACGCCAACAAUCUGUCUCUCUCCUCGGUCAUCUCUGCCAGCACGAUCAAAACUGGGGCCGGGAUAAGAGUAUCAAGGCAUGGAUGUUCACAAUCAUCACCAAGCUGCAUGCCGCCUCCGACCAAGUCGUCAGUGAGGCCGCCCAUUCUGUGCUGCAGGAUCUGACAGUGAAAAAGAGCGCCUUGAUCAAGCACCCUUAUCCACUGAGGGCCCGUCUCCCCUUGCCUUCCGCAUCGCCACUCCUUACCAAGGUCCAAAACAUCCAGUAUCUAGAGCAUGACCUGCACAAGUACCGGUUGCAUCGACUAAAGGAGGCCAAACUGUCGGUCUACAUCUCUCCUAUGGCUAUGGCCAACCUUCAAGCCCACGACGACGAACUCUUCCCUCUCAAGGAGAAAUUUCAAGAGUUCUUGACCAGUGAGCGACAGGUCAUGCUGAUCUUGGGUGACUCUGGAGCAGGCAAGUCGACCUUCAACAAGCAUCUCGAAUCCGAGCUCUUGCGCACAUACACUCGCGGUGGCCCUAUCCCAUUGUUCAUCAACUUGCCCGCCAUCGACCGACCCGACAAGGAUCUCAUUGGCGAGCAUCUGAGGACCAACAACUUCUCUGAGGCACAGAUUCAGGAGAUGAAGCAAUAUCGCCAAUUUGUCCUCAUCUGUGACGGGUACGACGAGAGCCAGCUCACCGUCAACUUGCACACAGCCAACCUCUUCAACCGGUCUGGUCAGUGGAACGUCAAGACGGUGAUCUCUUGCAGAACUCAAUUCCUAGGUCAAAACUACCGCAGCCGGUUUAUCCCCGACGGCACUGGCCACUACACUCGCCAGGCUACCGAUCUCUUCCAGGAGGCUGUGAUCGCUCCUUUCUCCAAGGAGCAGAUCGAGGACUAUGUCAAACAGUAUGUCCCCCUCGAGCCGCGGACCUGGACCACCAAGGACUACAUGGACAAGUUGACCAUCAUCCCCAAUCUCAUGGAUCUUGUAAAGAACCCCUUUCUUCUCUCACUCUCUCUGGAGGCACUGCCAGGAGUUACUGAGGGCAAGCAGGAUCUGUCGGCCAUCAAGAUCUCCCGUGUUCAGUUGUACGAUACUUUUGUGAGGCAUUGGUUGGAUGUCAACAGUCGGCGGCUUCAACGAAACGUUUUGACCAGGGAGGAUCGAGAUAUGCUGGAUCAACUAUUGGAAGCAGGAUUUAUUCCGAUGGGCAUCGACUACUCCACCAGACUGGCGUCGGCGAUCUUUGAGCACCAAGACGGAAACCCGGUGGUCCAAUACAUCCACAUCAAGGAUGAGAAGUCAUGGAGAGCCAAGUUCUUUGGCCCUGAUUCUAAGACCCGACUUAUGCGAGUUUCGUCACCACUGAACCGUAAAGGCAGCCAGUUCCGAUUCCUUCAUCGAUCAAUGCUCGAAUACUUUCUUUCUCUCGCUGUCUUUGAUCCCAGCAGUCACAACGACCACGAAUUUGCUAUGCAUUCCGGUACUGGUUCCACUGACGCUGCUUUGUCCAACGCCGAAAGUCUCUUGUUCAAGCGCAGCCUCCUCACCGAGCCAAUGGUCAUCCAGUUCCUAUGCGAGCGAGUCAAGCAGCACUCUGAUUUCAAGAAACAGCUCCUAGCCAUCAUCGAACAGUCCAAGACUGAUGUUAAUGCUGCCACCGCUGCUGCCAACUCCAUCACCAUCCUUGUCCGAGCCAGGGUCCUUUUCAACAGCGCCAAUCUUCGAUGCAUCAGGAUCGCGGGAGCAGAUCUUUCUGACGGUCAAUUUGAUUCCGCGCAGCUGCAGGGAGCCGAUCUGAGAGGGGUCAACUUUGCAAGGACUUGGCUGAGGCAGGCUGAUUUCGGCAAUGCACAGAUGGAUGGCGUUCGGUUUGGAGAGCUGCCAUAUUUAGAGGUGGAGGCCUCAGUCAAUACCAUCGCCUUCUCCCCUGAUGGGAAAAUUUUUGCUGCCGCUCUGCGUCACGGAAGGCUUAUUACUUACGACACUACAGCAUGGACCCGAGUUCAUCAACACAAAGGACAGAGUUUGGUGUUGAGUAUCGCCUUUUCACCUAACAACCAAUACCUUGCAUUUGGGAGCGAAGACAAGACCUGUCGAUUAUGGGAUACUGCCAGUGGCGAGACUUCGCUGGUCAUGGAGGGGCAUAAAGGUGGUGUGAAUUCUGUGGCAUUUUCACCCUGUGGCAAGCAGAUCGCGUCGUCCAGCAGCGACAGCACGAUUCGAUUGUGGAACUCGGAGACAGGAGAGUGUUUGUUUGUCUUGAGCGGUCAUCGAGCGCCCAUUUUGAGUGCUGCAUAUUCAUCUGAUGGACUGAAACUUGUGUCGGGCAGCAACGAUAGGACGAUUCGAGUGUGGGAUCCGAAGACAGGAACACCAGAGGCUGACUGGGUGAUACCCCGUAUUGAUGGUCCACGCGUGGCCCUUUCUGCAGAUGGAAGGCGGUUCGCCGUUGUGACUGGUUCGAAGCGUCCCAAGAUUCAACUCAUGGAUACAAACACCGGAGAGAAGGGUCUGGUUCUUGAUGAUGAUGCCGAGCGGCUAACGGAUAUUGCAUUCUCUCCGAUUGGCGAGUUGAUCGUCUCGUCAAGCGGGUCAAGCGGGGACAAGACCGUUCGACUGUGGGACUCAUCGAAUGGACAACUCAUCUCCAGGUUGUUGGGCCAUAGCGACCAGAUUACCGCCUGCACCUUUUCCCCCGACGGCCUACAAAUUGCGUCAGGAGAUCUGGACGGGAUUAUACGACUCUGGGAGGUGAACAUCAACUUGUCAAGCUCCUUCACACAGAAACGUGCCGCCAAGGUUCGAACUGUGGCAUACUCUCAUGAUGGUCUGUUUAUUACCUCUUAUCAUGACGACAACACCAUUCAACGCUGGGACUCUUCCACAGGAGCUUCUGGACCCAUUCUGUCAUCGUUUACAUACGGUGUCAUCUCGGUCUCGAUUUCACCUAACGACAAUUGGUUUACGAGCAGUUACGGGAGCAGGAAUGUUCGGCUGUCGAAUGCUCAAACCCAUGCUGUUGAGCGCGUUCUUCUCGGAUCUUCCUCCUACCAAGUUGGUAAUAUGAGGUUUUCUCCCUAUAGCCGGUGGUUUGUCGAGUCUGUACAAUUGUUGGAUCUUGAGAGUACCGAUGAGCAAGGCAAAGAGGUGGAUGAGACGGCCGAUGAGCAAGGCAAAGAUGUGGAUGACACGGCCGAUGAGCAAGGCAAAGAUGUGGAUGACACGGCCGAUGAGCAAGGCAAAGAUGUGGAUGACACGGCCGAUGAGCAAGGCAAAGAGGAGGAUGAGACGGCCGAUGAGUGCAGGCUGACAGGUUCUGUGGUUUUCUCUCCCAACGGCGACCAGAUUGCAGUUGAAUUUCUAUCGAGCCCAUCGAGACUUCGUCUAUUCGGUUCCGGAGUGACAGGCCUUCGCCAACCUUUGAAGGAAGUGUGUUUAUCAGACAGGCUACGCUCAAUGGACUACUCACCAGAUGGCCAGCGACUCGUACUUGGUACUGGUGCAUACUCGGCCCUGCUCUGGGACCUUCAGUCGGACGAGCCUGAUGUCAAACUGGAAGGUCACACUGGCGCGGUGUACAGCGUCGCCUACUCUCCUUGUGGCAAGUGGAUCCUUUCCGGCAGCGAAGACAAGACGGCCCGACUCUGGUCAGGCGAGGACGACAGUUGGUCCUGUGUUGCUGUUGCCAAUGGAUGUUCAGAGGCCGUGAAAAGUGUUGCAUGGAAUCCGGUGAUGCCGAUGGAAUUUGUCACUGGUUCCGAUGAUGGGUCUGUUCGAGUGUGGCGUAUUUCGAGUGUCGAGGCGGGAGACGUGUCGAUUUGUAUGCACUGGGGCUCUCACAUUGGGCGGUUGUGCGCCGCUGAUCUGACUUUCAAGGGAGCGGUAGGUCUCAGUUCGUUCUCCCACAAGUUGUUGAUCCAGCGUGGUGCUGUUGACGAUUCAUUGUCUUCGGAGGGAGCCAAUGGAUCGAACGAGGAAGAGAUAGAAGUGGCUGUUGCUUGA
Molecule: messenger RNA, 5532 nt
Organism: Linnemannia hyalina
Lineage: Eukaryota; Fungi; Mortierellomycota; Mortierellomycetes; Mortierellales; Mortierellaceae
Source: the annotation of a GenBank genome assembly